AUGCCGCCUGUCACCAACGGUCAAUUCUCCUUCAAUGUCGACACAUUCUAUGUCACCGCAUCUGGAGGACAGAUCCACCGUCGUGCUGCGCCGGCUGAGAUAAAGGCCCUAUAUGAUACCGCGACUACCGACAAGAGCACACCAGACCACCCAGGUCAUUGGUAUGAAGCACAGCUCCUUCAUUAUGGCCUGCCACCGUCGAAGGUCAAGGCGACUGCUAAGAUGAGGCUCCUGAAAGCCCUGCAAGACGGGGCAUUGACUGUCCCCAAGGAAAGCCUACAAAUCGAAAAGAAUCUGAAGAAAGAAUGGAAGAAACAGGGUUCGGAGGAGCAGCCACAAGUCAAUAUCAAAAUCACAACGACGAAAUAUGUUACCACCAAGACAAUUACAACAUCUAAGACUGUUGUAUCCAAAAACAUUGAGAGCAAGACUACUGCACUCAAAGCCGCAGCCAAACCUGUGGCGACAAAGGCUGCUGCCAAAGCCACAGCUGUGAAAACUGCGGCCACUAAAGCUGUUAUGCCCAAAACCGCUUUCCAUAAGAAGAAUACCGCCCCUAAGACCGUUGUGCCCAAAGCCACUGCAGUAAAACCGGUUGCGACCAAGGCUGCGAUUAAGGCUGCUGAUAAACCCGCUGCUGUCAAGCCUGCUACACCUAAAUUUGCCCCAGUCAAGAGAAAAAGGGUGUUGAAUGAUGAGGAGAAACCCAAUCAAUCACAGACCGCCAAACGUCGCGUGCAUGGCAAAAAGACACAAGACAACAGGAAGGAUUCCGAGCCGAGUGGAUGGCCUGAGCAGCCUGAGUAUGAUGAUGUGCCUCCAUCGUAUGAAUACGCCUGCGGAAUAGUAAAUAUCUCCUCCACCAUUCACAAACACAAAGGGCACGCAACUAAUUUACCCGAGCAGAACGGAGAACAACCUUACGAUGCUCUAGAUGACCCGAUGGACAUUGACUAUGCGAGCGCGUCCGGGGCAUUUGACCCACCAUCUCCACCCCGAACCCUGAAAUGCACCCUGGGCCUACUCAAUGGGACGUACAAAGUCCAUUCCUUCGAUAUUGAAGACAACUGGCCGCACGCUAUGCCGUCUGACGGAAUUACCUUAUCCUUGCGCCUCAAUGGAAAGGAGAUCUGGGGGACAUACGAGUUCGGAAUGUUUGAGGGUGUACUGUGGAUGCCAGAACGACCUAUGAAACCCUCCUUUGACAAAGUUCCGUUUAAGUGGCGUGGGAGAGAGACCGGUGAGGGUGAAAUGAGCUUUGCAGAUGACCAGGAAGGUUGGAUUGAGUUUUUGGGUGAUGGUGAUAUUAUUGGAAUGAUAAGCUGCUGCGGAGAUUUGCAUUUCCGAGGGCAACGGAUCGAUAAUUGUGUCCGAACAGCCAGUGAUCUGCGUGAUGAAUGGGAUGGCUACAAUGAAGAAGAAUAUGGGCGUGAGAGCAGAGCCCGGUGGGGUGGGUGGUAA
This is a messenger RNA of Penicillium digitatum Pd1, 1461 nucleotides long. The record is from RefSeq and is a predicted model, not a curated record. Lineage: Eukaryota; Fungi; Ascomycota; Eurotiomycetes; Eurotiales; Aspergillaceae.